AUGCCCGUCUGGUUUUGGGGAGGCGAUUGGCUGGUUGGAGGAGUUGCUGCGGUAUGGUGGGGACCCCCGUUGGCUGUUGGCUGCGACACCUUCUUGAUCCCCGUUACACAGAUCGACACAUGGCCCAUUGAGUCCGCAAUAAAUAGGUCCCAGCCGGUAUUGCUGAAUAGGACGUUUGUCAACCUGGAGAGCGGAUACGCCGAGGACAACGAGUCAUGA
Molecule: messenger RNA, 219 nt
Organism: Ogataea philodendri
Lineage: Eukaryota; Fungi; Ascomycota; Pichiomycetes; Pichiales; Pichiaceae
Exons: 1
Coding region: 1-219 (72 amino acids)
Source: RefSeq, a predicted model, not a curated record